Messenger RNA from Ceratitis capitata (Mediterranean fruit fly), 5734 nucleotides. RefSeq names its product zinc finger protein hangover. Gene Ontology annotation, molecular function: chromatin insulator sequence binding; zinc ion binding. Gene Ontology annotation, biological process: regulation of transcription by RNA polymerase II. The transcript is spliced from 7 exons. Gene Ontology annotation, cellular component: nucleus; chromosome. Bases 362 to 5410 code for a protein of 1682 amino acids. The record is from RefSeq and is a predicted model, not a curated record. NCBI's taxonomy places the organism in Eukaryota, Metazoa, Arthropoda, Insecta, Diptera, Tephritidae.
UUUCGCAGAAAAUCCCAUCGAGUAUAGAUCGCUAAUAAAUUCGAUGUAGUCCGCAAAGAUAAGAUAAAAACAAAGAAGUCGGGUGAGAAGAGAACUGGCAAAUAAUUAUAAAAUAAAAAGACCAUUUGUUAAAAGUGAAAAUAAGUGCAGAAAGAAAAAAAAAACGUAAAAAAAAUUUAAAUCGAAAGUGUACUUCUCACUGGCUAUAACAGAAAAGCAAAUUCCAAAUCAAUUAAAACUCACACUAUUGCUGCUCUACAUACAUAUAGAGAGUUAUCUGCUGAGCAGUAGAGUUACGCUUCAGUGUGAAAUUUCUGGGAGGGAAGAGUGGCGUCUGGUCUGACGGAGUCGUCGUUACAAAAUGUCGGAAGGUAGCCCAGUGCGUGCGCGACAAAAUUGCUGUCGCCUCUGCUUGGCACCGGGCAGUGAAUGUAUAUCCAUAUUAAACAGCUAUGCGGCGGACAAGGAACCGUUGGCUACUAAGAUACAGAACUGCGUCAGCAUCAAGAUAAAUCCCGAUGAUCAAUUAUCCCUACGCAUAUGUCAUGCGUGUAUCAGUUACCUGAAUUCCUGGCAGAGCUUCAAAAACCGUUGCAUCGGCUCACAGAAUAAACAACGCAAUUGGUUGGAUACAAAUAAGCGGCAGCAAUUGCUCGAUAACAAUGUGAGCAUAUCAACGAUUGGUGCAGAUGGCACCACACAACAUCAACAACACACCGAAGAGAAUGAAGCAGCGACAAGUUUGGCAUCGUCGAUUUUGGAUGGAAUUUCAUCGUUGAAGAAACGAAAAUCUUUAACUGUUUAUCCUCUACCAGCAGUCGACAUUAAGGACGAACCAAUAGAUCCCGAUGAUGAUUACAAUAAUAAACAGCAUGAUGAGUCCGAUGAUAUGGUUGAUCCCACACUUUUCUUAGAGCGCACCGAAGAGGAGGGCGAUGAGGCACUUAUGGAGCACAUGGCGUACCCAUAUGAACCGUCACCACCGCCACCGCCACGUCCACCUAUCGAACUUGCCGCACUCGUCGACACUAAGGAAGCCGCCUGUCGUGCUUGCAAUUUGAAGUUCUCUACACGCGCCAAUGCACGCCGACACGAGCGGAAUUUACAUCCCAAUCUCUUUGAACUGUCAACAUCAACAACAAAUAAUAUGCCUGUAACAAAACCUACACCUGCGCUAGCUGCCGCUUUGGAACUACAACGUGCCUCAGCUGCUGCAGUUGCCGCUGCGGAGGCGAAGAAAGCCGCUUCGGGUUUGAUAACGCCGCUCAAGUACCGCCAGGAGGUGGUGAAUGCCUUCAACAAAUGUGAAAUCGGCGGUUUCGAUUAUGAGCAUCCCGAGAAGUAUCAGCAUCAUUUGACAGAUGAGAAAAUCGUUUUCCUACAACAGAACGAUGAGUUCCUGCGUCAAUAUCAAAGUAUGACCUGUCGCUGCUGCAAUAAAACCUAUUCGACUUACAAGAAUUUCAUGGCACAUAUGCGUAAAAAAUAUCUAACAUUGCCGCGUAAUCUUUGCUUUAACUGCCUGAAAUUGAACGACUCGAAAGCAUUGUUCAUAUCGCAUUUGAAACGACGCAAUUGUAUAAAUCUCUACAAAGUAUUGCAUGCGUUAAUGGCGAAGGAUCAGAAUUUCGCCGCUGCAGUGACAGCCACGACAGCUGCGGUGCCUGAUAAGUUGCGCGCCAAAGAAUUGCUCGUGAAUAAAAUGUACGAAUGCAAAUUGUGUCCGAAGAAAUACCGUCUCAAGUUGGAGUUUCGCUCGCAUGUCUACGAUGAGCAUGCCGAUAUGCAACGCAAGGACACAAUGCAGAAACAAUGCUGCUAUUGUGGGCUGGAAUUAGAUGAUCCAGCUGAACGUAAACGUCAUUACAACAAUAUGGAUUGUAUUGUUUCGUUGCGUUGUGUUACAUGCGAUGCCAAAUUCGAUAAUCAUCAGAAAUUCCUCGAUCAUGUGUAUGAAAAGCAUUUGGCCGGCUUUGGUGAGCAACCGGCAACAACUACAUAUACCAUUAAUACCGACAAUUCGCCGGGUAAAAUAUCAAAAGGCUUGCGCACACUCCUAGAUACUGCCUCCACCGAUGAGUCGCGUAGUAGUCAUCAUGCUAGUUUCACAUCCUCACAACCGAAGUCAACAUAUUUUUCACGUAUGCCACAAGCGUGUCCGAUAUGUGAUCAACAGUACAAUAACUACAAUAAUGUGCUGCGUCACAUGGAAUCCAAACAUCCCGAUCAAUUGCCACAAACAUAUAAGUGUGUAAAAUGUGGCAUUGGCUAUCCACGGCUAUCUAAUUUGCGUGAGCAUAUGGUGAACGCCCAUUCUGCGGAUAAAGCACGUCAUACUGGUUUUGAGUAUAUCGUAAAUGCGGAUGCGGUGAAAAUUGCCUAUGGACCACAGCAGAAUGUCUACACGGGUCGUUAUGAUUAUGUGAUGAAGGAUUUAAUGUCGAUAACCAAUGGCGGUUCAAUUGCCGACGACGAUGAGAACUCCAGUGAAAAUGUAGCGAAAAAAAUGCGCACGGACAAUGGCGCGGCAGUGACAACCAGUACAGGCUCUGCGGGCGGCAGUGGCAACAUGUAUAGCAGCCUGAAGGAAUGUCCCAUUUGCAAUGCGGUCUUUAGCAAUAACAUCGGUUUGUCCAAUCAUAUGCGCUCGCACAGCGCCGCUGCACAAAAUAGCAUAUUGUCGUCAGGUGGCUUGAAUACUAGCAAAUCUACGCCCAGCGGCCUCACUAUAACACCAACACCACCUACAAAAUCCUCCACGCCACCAGCUAUGCAACAUCAGACAGCCGUACAAAAGGCGAUAUUUAAGCGUAGCCUAGAACAAGCAGCCGAUCGUCGUUUCCGACGCAUGCGUUGUCGGCUCUGUCAACGUCGCUUUUCUUCGAAGAAAUCCUAUCGUUUCCAUAUGCUUAACGAUCAUCAAAUACGCAAUGUACAGUUUAUUAAGUGUAAGCUAUGUGAUGCCGAAUUCGCCUAUGAGAAGGGACUGAAGGUGCAUAUGUUUAAAAUACACAAUACGCUGUUGAAGGAUGAGAUGAUCGUUAAGCAAUUUGAAUGUGAUAUUUGUUCGAUUGUGUAUCGCAGUGAGGAACAGUUGUUGCAGCAUAAAAAGAGUGUACAUGGUAGCGCAACAGCAAAUGCUGCACAGGCUGAUGAGACCUUUGGUGAUGAUACUUUCGGUGCCGCUGGUGGUGCUGAUACAAGUUCAACUGCAAAUCCAGCCGAUCGUUCGAGCAUAUCGACGCCGGUGAGUGGUGUGGGCGCUGAGCGCAGUACGUUGGAUACGUCUACGAGUGGUCCGUUGUAUUGGUAUCAAUGUAAAUAUUGUCCAUCGAACUUUAAUACAAAUAAAAAGUUAGCUAUACAUAUAAAUUCACAUGACGAAUUCGAUUCAAAUGAUUAUUCGUGCAAGGAUUGCGGCAAUGUGUAUAGUGGACGCAAGAGUUUAUGGGUGCACCGUUACAAAAAGCAUCCACAAUAUCCCGAACCUUCCGAGUGUGUACUUUGCAAGAAGGUCUUCUUCGACAACCAGAUGUUAGAGAAUCAUAUACCGACAUGCAAUCGUAAACCCAUUACAGCCACUGGUGCUAUGGCCGAAAACGCUGGACCACCACCCGUUUACAAGCAUAAGACGGGCGAUGAUGAUGACGACGCGUCACACGAUGCCAGUGGUGUAAUAACGACAAGCGCAUUGGGUGGUGGGGAACUGGAGAUAACACCCAUACCGGCUAGCGGCGGUCUGAAGAUUAAGUUACCCGAAGUAUCGUGUACAAUAUGUGGGCAACGUUUCACUGAUCAAGAGUUAUUCUCCAAACAUAUACAAAUGCAUGAAAUGGAAUUGUAUACGGAUAAUCCGUUGGCGGCCAUGUUUGAUACUGGUCCAGCGGAUCCGAAUCAAUUCUAUUUGGAUCGGGUGAAUGAUAAUGGCGAAUACGCCUGCGAUUUGUGUAAUAAAACGUUUACGCAAAUGACUGCACUUAAAGUGCAUCGUAAAUGGCAUUUCAGAGGUGAUAGCAAACAGAGCCAAGCCGACGGGGAUCAUUUAGCCAAUGCAGCAACGAGCCACUCCUCACAGAUCCAGACCAACCAUCGACAUCCACUGGGAUUACAAGCAGUGGGCCUUAUGCCCAACCCCCAUCAACACUCUUCAAAAUCCCUGAAACGCAAACGCGAACUUAAAUGUGAAUAUUGCCCCUCCACAUUCAUUAGUAACAACAACCUGCGUCGUCAUAUCUAUGAAUUGCAUAAAGAUGAAAUUGGCAAUUUGCCGGUGCCGCCGAAAAUCGAAAUUGAUCCGUACUUGCAAUGCCGUCGCUGCCAAGAGCAAUUCGAAACAAAGAACGAAUGGAUUGAUCAUAAGGUGGCCGAUGCACGUGUAACGAAACCCUUUGGACCCUUCCAAUGGGGUUGUGAUCUGUGCGGUGCAUAUGUUUCACGCAAAGAGAAAUUGAUUAAUCACAUCAACAAUCACUUGAAGGAGAAGGAAAUUGUGCCGGUAGACGACCCGCAGGAGGUCCAUGAUCAAAAUCAGAAUCAUGCAAAGGCCACAGUGACAGCGACGGAUGCAGGUACAGUUGCUGGGGAUGGUGGUGAAGUGAAGGUGAAGCGAGAAUUGGAUGUUGAUAAUAAUGAACAGUACAAUGAUGUAGAUAAGGAGGGAGAGGAGGAUUCCGAAGAGGAAGCUGGUGAGUUAGAUGGUGAAGCAGAGGAGGGAGAGGAGGAGGAGGAAGUUGAGGAGCAGCAAAAGGCGGUAAGUGAGGUACGUAAGCCCGAAGAAGAUUCGGACAUGGAAGAAGUCGAUGAAGAGGCUUCUGAAGAAGAAGCAGAUGAUGAAGAAUACGAGGAUAUGGGCAGCAUGAUGCAGGUCAAUAUGACUGAACGCGCUAGUAAUGAAGCGGCAGUAGAGCAGGAUGAUGAGGAUGAUGAUGAUGAUGGCGAUGGCGAAGGCGAAGGCGAAGAAGACGCAGACGCGGAUGAUGCUGAUGACAUCGAUGAAGAUAUAAAUGAUAAUGUUGCCACAACAAAUGGUCCGACUUAUGGUCGUGUGCCACCGGCGACAACAAAAGCGCAACCAAAUCGCAUAUCAACAGAUACAACAACUUCAUAUGAAGAUGACGACGAUGAUGACGACGACGAAGAUGAUGAUGAGGAUGAUAACGAUUCGGAUGCCGAUAGUGAUGUGGACACUGGCGAUAGCUCAUCGCAAGCGUCUAAAGCGCCAGCGCCGGCGCCCAAAGCACGCUUCUCUUGUGAUCUAUGCCGUUUGUUCUUCGAUUCGCAGCAGGAGCUGCAGAAGCAUGUGAAAAUGCAUUUCCUUAAUGGUCCCGGCUCGGUGUCACUAACCGAAAUCAAGCCAAAGACGGGCAAUAAGUCGAGCCGUAGCAGUAGUAGUGACGUUUUGGCGGUGUAGUAGUAGAAGUUAAUAAUCGCUGCACUUGCUACCUGCCAAUGCUAAAUAUUUAUAUUACAUACACUUAUUUAUAAUAAUUUCAAAUAGUACAUAUACCGUUAUUUUUCUUUUUUGUUCUAUAUUAUUCCGCUGAAGCGGAAAUGAAUGUUAAGUAUUUUUUUUCUCUAUUAGUUAUAUACGGUCUAAUUUAUUUACUUUGAAACAUUUUUGGUUGCAAAUUGAAUGAAAAAGGUUUUUGCUCGUUUUGAAUUGCCAGCAUAAUUAAAAAUAAAUAAUAUUAAAUGCAACUUUUAUUUAUAAUUUCUGUAAUCAAUACUUCAAGCA